Molecule: messenger RNA, 1821 nt
Organism: Aspergillus heteromorphus CBS 117.55
Lineage: Eukaryota; Fungi; Ascomycota; Eurotiomycetes; Eurotiales; Aspergillaceae
Exons: 3
Coding region: 1-1821 (606 amino acids)
Source: RefSeq, a predicted model, not a curated record
AUGCGUCGCGUCACUCUGUUCUCGCUCCUCCUCUCCCUCGCCGCGUGGCUGCCCUCGACCCAUGCCCAGCCCUCCGCCCCCGCCGGCUUCGACGGCAGUCGCGAUGACGAUCUGCUCUCCUUUGUAACGAUGCCCAACACGCGCGCCAUCAAGUUCAACGUCACGCAGCACCACCCCGACCGCAUCAGCCCGGGCUACUGGUUCGUCGCCCCCUACUGGUACUUCGAGGCCGACCCUCCCGACGGCAAGUUCAUGCCCUGCCAGGUCGGCCCCCACAUCUACGACGGCGACGGCACGCUGGUGUGGGCGGGCUCCUGCCUGCACCACAACCGCAACGUCUUCGACUUCAAGCCCGUCAACCGCUGGCCGGACCAGCGCACGCGCCUGUCCUUCAUCCUGCAGCGCCGCUACGUGGACGACGGCACGCCGUCCAGCAAGGGGGCCGCCUACAUCCUGAACGACCGCUACGAGGUGGAGGCGGAGGUCCCGGUGACCAACGACCUGGAGCGGUUCGACCUGCACGAGUUCAACGUGCUGGCGGGCGGGCAGACGGCGCUGGCCGUCUCGCUGCGGGUGCGCGACAUGCCGCUGACGGACCUGGGGCGCCCCGAGGAGACCAGCCGGGUGGCCAGCGGGGGCGUGGUCGAGAUCGACCUGGCGGCGGGCCGGACGGGCCAGGUGCUGUUCGACUGGGACUCGCGCGAGCACAUCCCCCUGCACGAGUCGGACCACGUCCUGCCCUCCUCGCCGGCCGAGGGGGGGGGUGGCCUGGACUACAUCCACGUCAACGCGGCCGACAAGAGCCCCGACGGCGACUACCUCAUGUCCGCGCGCUACACCAGCACCCUCUACCUCAUCUCCGGCCGCGACGGGCGCAUCCUGUGGCGCCUGGGCGGCAAGUACUCGGACUUCGCCAUGGACUUCACCUUCUCCAAGCAGCACAACGCCCGCUUCGUCUCCGUCAACGCCACCCACACCGUGCUCUCCUUCCUCAACAACGCCUCCGACGACUUCACCAACCAGGAGCCGACCUCCGCCGCCCUGGUCGUGCUGCUGGACACGGUGCACCGCACUGCCACCCUGCUGCGCCGCUUCCCCCGCCCCGACGGAGGGCUCAGUCGCAUGCGCGGCAACUUCCAGCUGCUGGACGAGGCCGGCCAGGGCUUCGUGGGCUGGAGUGAGCAGGGCUACCACAGCGAGCACGCCCCCGACGGCACCGUGGUGAUGGAGGCCCGCUUCGCCUCGCCGCGCUUCAACAGCUACCGCUCCUACAAGUUCCCCUUCCGCGGCGACCCGCCGCAGCCCCCGGCCCUGGUGGCCCGCGCCUUCGACCGCCGCGACGACGAGUCGACCGUGUCCACCACCGUCUUCCACGUCAGCUGGAACGGGGCCACCGAGGUCGCCCACUGGCGCUUCUACGCGCGGGCCCACCCCGCGGCGGCGCCCGUCCUGCUGGGCAACGUCACCAAGCGCGACUUCGAGAGCCGCUUCGCCGCGCGGGGGGUGCUGGACUGGGUCUCCGCCGAGGCCGUGGACCGCGCGGGCCGCUCCCUGGGCUGGUCCGCCGUCACCCGCACGCAGCGGACGGCCGCCGCAAGACCCUCCGCCGUGGCCCCCCCGACCCCGGCGGCCACCCCGCGCCCGGCGGGGCCGCUGCACACGGUCAACGGGGCCAUCGUGGGGGCCGCCCUGCUGGCGUGCCUGGCGACGAUCGCGGGCAUGCUGGUGUUCAAGCGAUUCGUGCGGCGGUCCUAUCGCUACUCGCGCCUCGCGUCCGCCCACAAGGACAUCAUCCCGCUGGAUACCGAACGCGCGGACUGA